CCAUAUUUUGCCAAUCUAUCAGCUUCAUGUGUACUAGUAGAGUCAGUUUUACCUUUUUAUUUUGCAGGAUACGUGUACAUCAUUUUCAAGUGCAGCUGGGUAGGUUAAUAGGUGUCAUUUUGAAAAUUUACACGUGGGAAGGAUAGGGAUAACUAAGAUCCAAGACAUAAAGUGCCGCAGUUACAGAAACACAUUGAGAAACCCCGAGAAAAUCCAAGAGCAUAAUUGAAUAAAGAACUAUGGAUAAUGGAAAAAACGUUGUUAAGGCAUGUUCAGUGCUUAAAGCGUCACAUUGUUCAAGCCUAGAAGACACAAAUCACGAUUUUAGACAAAAUUCAACAGUAUUUGCCAUGUAUGAGAAGGAUACAAAAGCUAUCAUGCCAUUGUCCAGCUUAGACCUUUUGACCAGUGUGUUACCACCGACUCCAGAAGAUUCACUUAGUGUAGCGUUAGGGCAUGAUGAAGGAUUCUUGUUCGAAGACAUCAUUGCAGAAUCAAGUACACCUGGUAAUAUACCAAGCAUCUUGAAUUGUCGAGCAGAUUUAGAUUUGUAUUUUCCUGUUGAUGUACAGCUACAACCACACGUCGACACAAUGCUUUCAUCACAUCCUAGUUCGCAGACUAAGCAAGCUGACGAGCAAACUGUUGUACAGUUCAGAACGAUUGAUUCGCAGACCCAGACCUUCUUUCCCGAAGAGGUGACCAAAGCACAACAGACAGUAAGUUUUUCUGAAACAAACGUUAAUAAUGAAAGUGAAAUUUAUUAUCAAAAUGAAUGUACAGACAGUGCAGCGUCAGGUUCACACUAUGGUGCGAUAACAUGUGAAGCUUGUAAAGGAUUCUUCAGGCGUUACCUUCAAAAGAAAAAAGAAUUCAAAUGUACUAAGGGAGGAAAAUGUGAAAUUUCUAGUGGUAAAAAGGGGAAUUGUUCAGGAUGUAGGUUAAAGAAAUGCCUUGCUCUUGGGAUGUCAAAGGAGAUGUCAAAGUUAGGAAGGUACACUCUUGCGAAAAGGACAGAAGCAUUUAUCAACAUGAAACGACUAGAAGGAAAUGAAGCAUGUGAUUCAGUUACAGACGAAAGCGUAGUGCUUGUUGAAACUGGAAGUGAUGCAAAUAGCUGCAAUCUAGAAAAACAUGUGAUAAUGCGACAUCUUGUACAGAAUACAAAAACAGCAAACAUGUCUGGUGGCUUCAGUGAUAUGCUCGUUGUGGAACUUGUUCAAGCAAUGGAAGAAUUAGAACCUUACGGCCCAAAUGUAAAGACAAAGGAACAAAUCAAUGAACAGCACAUACAUCAAUCUGAAAGGUACAAGCUAAAAACUGAACUCUUUGGUAAAAUGAACAGGAUACCUAAGGAUGAAUAUGAUAAAUUGUAUAAGGAAUUUGGUAUUGAUAUAGAUGGUAGGAUAGCUGAUAUGAAAAUAGAAUAUGAAGAUAUUGAAGAUGAUAUGGCUCGUUAUUGUAACUUUGCAAAGCACAUUCCAGAAUUUUACAAUCUCCCUUUGCUUGACCAGUCAAAUCUAUUAAAAGCUUCUUUAACGGAUUUUUACAUUGUUGUCAUGGUUGACGCUUACAACGACGAACUUCGGACAAUCAUAAGUAAAAAUGGACAUGGCUAUCAUUUUGACGAGAUGGCUGAUAGAGAAUAUUCUGCAAAAUUGCUGUCAUUGAUGAAAGAUGUGUUUUGUCGCCUGCAAAAUCUGGAUCUUAGCAAAUCAGAAACUGCUUUGCUAGCUGCUUUAACUUUGGUCUCCACUGAUCGAUGCAAGCUUCAAAAUCGGGCUCUUGUAGAAAAGAUACAGUUGGCUAUUACAGAAUUGCUUCAACUGGAGAUAAAGAAAAAGCAAAAGCAAGCAGCUCGGAGCAGAUUCACAAAGAUUAUUGACUCUUUAACAUACAUGCGAGAGAUGUCUGACGUUUUAACGAAGGAAAACAAUCUGUUAUUUAAAGAUGAAGUUUUGAUUCAAGAAUUCCCAUUUUUAGUAGACUUUAUUAUUGAAGAAAAUUAACUAAACACUUAUUCGCAGAUCGAAUGAAAAGAUUCGCGAUCUUAAAGUAGUGAACCCGUAAUGACAAUCAUCAAUUUUCAACGGAUUAUCUAUUCUCCGUAUGCUUUUUCGGCAUUCAGCCAUAACAAUAACAGAAAAUUAUUUUACCUAACAUGGAACGUAAAAUGCCGAUUGUCACUACGGGUCCACUAACUUAAAAAUACGUAUCAGUGUGUCAAGAAUAAAGUGUCUUGCACAGAGAUAUAAGAAAAGGUUAAAUAAAACAUACGUAUAACUAACCUCCUUAAGACUAAAGAUUAAAUUUAAAUGUGUAUGUAAAGAAAACCAGCAUUUUUUUGCUGUUUAAAGAGUUGACGUAAUUAUUGAAAACAAGGAAAUAAUGUUCCAGCAGUAUCUGCCAGUGAUUAAUUUCAAUUACCCUAAACAUAAUUUCAUUUCGUUUCAAAUUCAUCAGCAUAAUUAAGGCCUAGGCUCUGUUGCCCUGGUAUUACAAUAUCUAGAUAUUUCACAUUUGCUUUGUACAUGUAUAUGUUUGCUUUUGUUUUGGCAUUUUUGUUACACUAAGAAAUAAAAAGCACGAGAAAACAAAUGGUACUUUUGCUCUGACAACUUCUCUGUUGAAAGAUGUUUUCUGAUAUUUUAUGGUAUUUUAUUUUGGUCUUGUGUAAGGUGAAUAGCAAAUAAAAUAUUUAGGAGAACAUUUAGAAGCAUAGACUGCAACCAAGCAAAGUAAUCCCAGAGUUGGUUUAAUAUAGUUUGUUCAUUAGAGGUAAUUAUGUGUGCAACUCUCAUCAAAAUCCUUGACACAGACUGUGCCAGAAACUGUUUUAUGCAGUUUCAUUUAAUGCACUGCAUAAUACUUAAAGAUCAGAAAAUAUAACCUCACAGAAUACAUUAUUUUGCAGCUCGAAUAUUCGGUGAAAGUGUCUUAUACAAGUUUACCCUUAUCAUAAUGAAUACGAUUGAUUCUGCCUUUGGGAUUAGUGUAGAGCAUAUUCGUGCAGUCUAAUCAAGAUCUGUACUGUUCGCCAUUCAGUUAGUAUCUUUUUGGUAUGCACCCCUUUUAACAGUUAAUGGUACUAUCCAAAUUGAAAGAUGGACAAGUUCAUUAUAGAAAUUUAGCAGGGUAAAGGAUAUGUAAUCUUACAAACUACAUGUAUAUGGUUGGUAUAUAUGUAAAUUAAACGACGGAGCGGAAUACUUAAAAUAUCACUACAACUCGUCGUAUUUACAUUAAUCUUGAAGACUGCUCCCUUCAGAUUGAUUUAAUACUUUCGAUACAAAGCGCUCUUUCAUUUCAAGUACACAAUAUAUUUGCAAGUAAAGAGAAUAUCUAUUUUGAAUACUUGUACCGAAACAGUUUUAUGUGUAUCUUUAUUUCUAUGCACUUCGAGAACUUUCGCUUGUAACCCUUAAUUUGGUUUAUACAAAAAACAGUCAUUGUACACGUGUAGUCCGUUAAUACGAAGGAAAACAUUUUUUCUGUGUUAGUCAAACAAUAAAAGAAUGUUGUAAGAUAAGAAGUUAGCUUGCUCAAAACAU
This is a messenger RNA of Mercenaria mercenaria, 3551 nucleotides long. Its product is annotated as vitamin D3 receptor-like. The transcript is spliced from 2 exons. NCBI's taxonomy places the organism in Eukaryota, Metazoa, Mollusca, Bivalvia, Venerida, Veneridae. The record is from RefSeq and is a predicted model, not a curated record. Gene Ontology annotation, biological process: cell differentiation; negative regulation of transcription by RNA polymerase II; positive regulation of transcription by RNA polymerase II. Gene Ontology annotation, molecular function: zinc ion binding; nuclear receptor activity; RNA polymerase II cis-regulatory region sequence-specific DNA binding. The coding region runs from base 240 to 2009 and encodes 589 amino acids.